GAAGAGGUGACCAGCAAGAAAAAGACAACAAAACUGCCACAAUUUCCUCUCUGACUCCCUUUCUCCAACUCUUCCUCUCCCUUUUCUCUCCUCUUCUUUUUUCCUUCCCUUUCUUCUUUCAUAAAUCUCCCCUCUUUAAAAAUACCAUCCGCGUAUCUCCCAACAAUGGCUUCUCUAAGAGCUGCCGCGCAAUUGCGUCCAAUGGCUUCAAGAAUCCUUUCACGAACAGGACGAACAUACGCCACGACAAGCGCCAAACCAUUUCAAAUCGCCGGUGAACCAGAGGCUCCAGUUGUCAAGACCGCCAUCCCAGGUCCAGAAUCCCAAAAGGCAAUUGCAGAAUUGGAUAAAGUCUUUGAUACCCGGAGUGUAAACAUGCUUGCCGAUUAUCAAAAGAGUGUGGGUAACUACAUUGCGGAUCCAGAUGGAAAUGUGUUGUUGGAUGUGUAUGUUCGCAUUUACUUUAUUAUUGAACGCAUCACAGGACACUGACGAGAAUGAUAGUUAUGCACAAAUUGCAUCAAUCCCGCUUGGUUACAAUAAUCCUCAGCUUCUCAAAGCCGCACAGACCGAACAAAUGGCAUCUGCCAUCAUAAACCGCCCCGCUCUCGGAAACUUCCCUUCGCACGAUUGGGCCGAGAUUAUUAAGACGGGUGUUCUGAAGGUAGCACCAAAGGGUCUUGAUCAGGUGUUCACUGCCAUGGCAGGUUCAGAUGCCAAUGAGACUGCAUACAAGGCUGCAUUUAUGUAUCGUCGGCAACAAGAGCGUGGGGGUGCACAUGUGGAAUUCUCCGAUGCAGAUAUUGCUUCAUCUAUGCUUAAUCAAGCACCAGGCGCUCCUCAGUUAUCUAUCCUGUCUUUCAAGAGUGCUUUCCAUGGACGUCUCUUCGGUUCCCUUUCUACCACUCGCAGUAAGCCAAUUCACAAACUCGAUAUUCCUGCUUUCGACUGGCCACAAGCUACUUUCCCAAUUCUCAAAUACCCACUUGAGGAUCACGUCGAGGAGAACAAGAAGAUUGAAGAGGAGGCUCUUGCCGAUGUUGAACGUAUCAUCACUACCCAUCACCUCCCACCUUGUGCCGUCGUAGUUGAACCCAUCCAAUCAGAGGGAGGAGACAAUCACGCAUCUCCAGCCUUCUUCCGCGGUCUCAGAGCCCUCACUAAGAAACACAACGUCCUCCUGAUCGUCGAUGAAGUUCAAACCGGUGUAGGUGCUACCGGUAAGUUCUGGGCUCACGACCAUUGGAACCUUGACACCCCUCCCGAUAUCGUCACCUUCUCCAAGAAAGCCCAAACAGCUGGUUACUACUAUGGCAACCCCGAGCUCCGCCCUAACAAACCAUACCGUCAAUUUAACACCUGGAUGGGAGAUCCAGCCCGUGCCCUCCUCUUCCGUGCUAUCAUCGAGGAAAUAGAGCGUUUGGAUUUGGUUAACCACACCGCCAGGGUCGGAGACUAUCUCUUUAAAGAACUUGAAAACCUCGCCAAGAAAUAUCCAGGGGAUAUCCAAAACUUAAGAGGUAAAGGACAAGGAACUUUCCUCGCCUUUGACAGCAACCGCAGAGAUGAAGUAGUCAAGAAGGCUAAGGGUGUUGGCAUCAACAUUGGUGGUUCUGGCGAGCGAGCCAUUCGUCUCAGACCUAUGUUGAUUUUCCGAGAAGAUCACGCCAACAUUUUGUUGGAGCGCCUCGAGAAGAUUUUCAAAUCCUAGUUUUUCCCUAGGUACCGCUGCUUCACUUCCUCUUCUUGAAGUGGAGUUUUAAAGCGACAAAAGGAGAUUUGCUUUCUCACACACCAAAUCUUUUUGGGGCUUCAGUAUUUUUGAUUUUUGAUUUUUGAUUUUUUGAUUUUUUUUGAAACGUUUUUUUGACAUUGGUUUUUGCAUUUGGAUACGGAAAUGAAAAUGUAAUUUAGCCUGGGUAAAUGUGCUUGGAGUUUUCAGGUUGGAUCACCACUUGCGUUAAUCGCGCGGUGAAGAUGAGAUGAAAUGAGCACGCAGGUUUGCAUUGCAUAUGCAUUUUUGGAAUAUGAAAUAUGGGAGAUGAAAUCUAGGACAUCUGAGGAGAUAAACAUGAGAGAUAUUAGUAUGAGGAUGAAUAUCAGAGAUAUGACGGGAGCAAAAUUUUGCUCACGUUCAAAGAAUUUUGGAUUGUUUGAAUGUCAAUGUGGAUGUGAAUAUAGAAAUCAAAUCGAGUGAAUAUUCUUU
Molecule: messenger RNA, 2206 nt
Organism: Sclerotinia trifoliorum
Lineage: Eukaryota; Fungi; Ascomycota; Leotiomycetes; Helotiales; Sclerotiniaceae
Source: the annotation of a GenBank genome assembly